AGAGAGAAGGUAAUACAGUACAAGUUCAGAGGGAAGAGAGAGAAAGGGAAGAGAGAGAGAGAGAGGAAACGUCUUCAAGUUCAAGAGGUCAAACACCACAGCCCUAAAAUCAUUGCUCGCUGUUAUCUACGGAUUUCCCGUGCUUCUUCUCCGAUUGAUUAAUGCUUUAUCAUCUGAUCGUCUAUCCACGUCAGCAGCAUCGCUCGGCGGCGGACCGCGGCGGCGACAGCGACACCGGCGGUGGCGCUACUGACGAGUUACCGGCAGCAAUAGCAGCGGCGGUAGCAGAUAAACAGUUUCUGUUUGAGUUUCAGUUCGUUCCCUCUGGUUACGGCCGGUGAGAUUUUCGAGAGGUUUUUAUUCCUCUUCCGGAUUAUUAUGAAGAAAACUCAAAGUAUCAAUAGCAACAGUAACGUGAAUACUAAGGUGAAGAAUGGGGCGACCAAUGGCUUUCUUCCUAAUUCUUUCAAGUUCAUAUCCUCUUGCAUCAAAACCGUUUCUUCUAACGUCCGCUGUGCCGGAGCCUCCGUAGCCGGCUCCAUCUCCGCCGCUGCGUCCGACUCCGAUGAUCAUCGCAAGGACCAGGUUUUGUGGGCUUGCUUUGACAAACUAGACUUAGGUCCUUCAUCAUUCAAACAUGUCCUGCUCAUUGGUUAUUCUAAUGGUUUUCAAGUCCUGGAUGUUGAAGAUGCAUCUAAUGUAUGUGAACUGGUCUCUCGGCGGGAUGAUCCAGUCACGUUUCUACAGAUGCAGCCCAUUCCUGCAAAAUCUGAUGGCCAUGAAGGAUAUAUAAACGCACAUCCCAUGCUCUUGGUAGUGGCUUGUGAUGAAACAGUUGAAUCCAUUCCAGCACAAAGUGGGAGGGAUGGCUUUAUUGAGCCUCAAGCAGUGAACUUUGUAAACUCGCCUACUACACUUCGAUUUUAUUCUCUAAAGUCCCACAAUUAUGUUCACAGUUUACGAUUCAGGUCUACUAUUUUUAUGGUUAGAUCCAGUCCACAGAUAGUUGCCGUUGGUCUUGCAACACAGAUAUAUUGCUUUGAUGCCCUUACUCUAGAGAAUAAGUUCUCUGUGCUUACUUAUCCUGUACCUCAGUUGGGGGGCCAAGGUUUUACUGGAGUCAAUAUUGGCUAUGGUCCAAUGGCUGUAGGUCCAAGGUGGCUAGCUUAUUCGUCAAAUAAUCCAAUGAUAUCAAACACAGGACGAUUAAGUCCACAAAGUCUUAGUCCUUCUCCGGGUGUUAGCCCAUCUACAUCACCUGGUAAUGGAAAUCUGGUCGCUAGAUAUGCCAUGGAGUCAAGUAAACAGCUUGCUUCUGGAUUGAUCAAUCUUGGAGACAUGGGGUACAAGACUUUGUCAAAAUAUUGUCAUGAACUUCUUCCUGAUGGUUCCAGUUCACCUGUAUCAUCAAGCAGCGGCUGGAAAGUAGGAAGGGGUCCAAUUCACUUGAGUGAAACAGAUGCUGCUGGGAUGGUUGUGAUUAAGGAUUUCAUAUCCAGAGCUGUAGUUUCGCAAUUUAGGGCCCAUAAAAGCCCCAUAUCUGUUCUAUGUUUUGACCCUAGUGGCACUCUCUUGGUCACUGCUUCCAUACGUGGUAACAAUAUAAAUAUAUUCCGGAUAAUGCCCUCUAGCUCUCAGAAUGGAUCAGGUGUACCUAGCAAUGAUUGGAGCGCUUCCCAUGUCCACCUCUACCAGCUCCAUCGAGGCGUGACCCCCGCUGUGAUACAAGACAUUUGCUUUAGUUACUAUAGUCAAUGGGUAGCUAUUAUUUCAACGAGGGGGACUUGCCAUAUUUUUGUUUUAUCCCCUUUUGGUGGCGAAACAGGGCUUCAAUUACAAAACACUCAUGUUAAUGGCACAACGCUUAUACCCAUACUAUCUGUGCCAUGGUGGUCUGCCUCAUCUUUUUCAAUAAACCAGCAGUCUUCUACACCCCCACCCGCACCUAUCACAUUGUCUGUUGUUAGCAGAAUUAAGAAUGUCUCUGGUUGGCUUAAUACAGUAAGCAAUGCUGCUUCUUCCGUGGCAGGAAGGGUUUCUGUACCAUCUGGUGUUGUUACAGCUGUUUUUCAUAGUUGCAUACACCAAGAUGUGCAGCGUGCUCCCCCAAAAUUGAAUUCUUUAGAACAUUUAUUGGCCUUCACUCCUAGUGGCCAUCUAAUUCAGUAUGAAAUGGUUCCUUCACUUGGUGGUGAGCAGGGUGACACCACGUUGAGAACUGGUACAGGACCCUUAGUGCAGAUGCAAGAGGAUGAAUUGCGAGUGAAAGCUGAGCCUGUACAAUGGUGGGAUGUUUGUCGAAGGGCAGACUGGCCUGAAAGAGAGGAGCGUGUUAAGGAAAUUGCAUUUGGAACCCAGGAAGGCAGGGCCACUGUUAUAGAUACUUCUGCUAGUGAAGAUGAUGGCAUUGGAGGUAAGGAUAUUUCCGUGCCUCACAAUCAGUCUCACUGGUAUCUUUCAAAUGCAGAGGUGCAAUCAAGGUCCUGGAGGAUACCAAUUUGGCAGAAGUCUAAGAUAUGCUUCUAUACCAUGUGUCUCCAAGGGAGUGCAGAACAGUAUAUUGAACAACUUCUUGCCAGUAGAGAGAUUGAAAUUGAGAAUGUUCCAGUUAAUGAGGUUGAAAUAAAGCGAAAGGAUUUGUUACCUGUAUUUGACCAAUUUCAGAGGAUUCAAACAAAUUGGGAUGAUGAGAGGAUUUCUUUUGAUGGCAGAUUUUCUGGUUCAUCAUAUGGCUCUUCCAGUGGUAAAGAGAAAUCAGAAGAUACUGCUUCGAAUGCAAAGGCAGCCGCUCUUUGUGCGGUCAAAAAGUCACAUGCUGGUUCACAAAUUUCUGGUGUAGAUGAGAUGAAUAUUACGCCAGUGGCAUAUCCUCACAUUGACCUAAUGGAUGAGAAUGAUGGAGCAAAAGAAUCAGGGUUUUCAGGACCAUUGAUGCCAAAUCGGACAUUCUCCAUUCCUGAGUUAUCAACAAAUAUCAUUUCUUCCUUGGAGGAAGGUUACAUUGUAAAUAGUCCAUCUCCCCCAAAAAGUGGGUCUCCCUCUACUGGAGAAACUAGUGCUAGGGACAUUCAGUCCUCAAAUAGUGCUCUUACAAGUCAAGCUUCAAACACAAGCUCUAAUCAUUCCGACAUGAGUAUGAAUAUUAGUAAUGAUGAGGGGCCGAUUCUUGAAGAGAUGUCUGACCCUGUAGAUUUUGCACAGUAUUUCAAAGAAGGCUACUGCAAGGCUUCAACUAACAAUGAAUCCAGUGAGUUAACAAAACUGGUUACUGAUAUUGAUAGAGGUAAUAAUCCUUGUGAAAAAGAGAAGGGUGAAGAUGAUGACAGGGAAAGUGAUGACAUGCUUGGUGGUGUAUUCGACUUCUCUGAAGAAGGUUUGUUAAUGCAUGACUUCAAUGUUUAAACUCUACUGGUGGAGUUAAGCCAACCUGAUUUAAUGCAUGGCAGCAUAUGAUCUGAAGUGUGGCCUAUUGCUUUCCAAGAGGACAAAAAUGCUACUGACUUGUGUGCUAUCUGUGACAUUUACUUAGUCCAUUUGUUUUUUUUUUUGCUGGGGGUGAUGAGCGCCUGGUUUCUCUGCAUCUAAUUCUUGUGUAUAUAUACUGUAUAUUAAAAUUCACGAUGCAAACCAUUGGAGUGGACACAGGUCUUUGUCUAUGCUGUUUAACUGUAUUUGUUCUUUAAAGAAAAGACAAUAAAAAUGGGGGAAAAAAAAAAAAGCAAAAGCUAUUUGUUAUUUUGUUGCA
This is a messenger RNA of Ipomoea nil (Japanese morning glory), 3745 nucleotides long. RefSeq names its product autophagy-related protein 18h. The coding region runs from base 379 to 3402 and encodes 1007 amino acids. The transcript is spliced from 9 exons. Gene Ontology annotation, biological process: response to starvation; autophagy. Gene Ontology annotation, molecular function: protein binding. The record is from RefSeq and is a predicted model, not a curated record. NCBI's taxonomy places the organism in Eukaryota, Viridiplantae, Streptophyta, Magnoliopsida, Solanales, Convolvulaceae. Gene Ontology annotation, cellular component: cytoplasm.